Pedinophyceae sp. YPF-701 is the source of this 468-nucleotide messenger RNA. NCBI's taxonomy places the organism in Eukaryota, Viridiplantae, Chlorophyta, Pedinophyceae. The record is from the annotation of a GenBank genome assembly.
AUGCCGGCUGCUGCCAAGCGCAGCAGAGCGGCCGUGGAGGAGGACAAGCCGGAGUACUUCGAGGGGUUCAAGGUCGCGGAGAGCGAGCAUGAGGGAUACGAGUCCGACGGCGGAAUGGCCGAGGCCUUCCGCCCCGGGGCGAAACGCAAGUCCAAGAGAAGCAAGAAGGCCGGGGGGGGCACGUUCGAGAGCAUGGGGCUGUGCGAGGAGGUCAUGCAGGGAAUCAAGCGGAAAGGAUACCGCCUCCCGACUCCCAUCCAGCGCCGCACGAUCCCCUUGAUCAGGCUCGGCAUCGACGUCGUCGGCAUGGCACGCACCGGUUCCGGCAAGACGGCGGCCUUCGUCAUUCCGAUGCUCGACAGGCUGCGCGCGCACUCCCCGCGCGCGGGCGCCCGUGCUCUCCUGCUCGCACCAACACGCGAGCUGGUCCUGCAGACGUACAAGGUGGUGAAGGAGCUCGGCAAGUGA